AUGUCGUCCGCCGCCCUCCGCACAUCCAUGAAAAUGGCGUCUCGGCCGCAGCAGCGCCUUGCUAGCAUUCAGAGGCAGUUCAGCAGCUCGGCACCGGUGCGGAAGGAGAUUAGAGAUGCCUAUAUUUUGAGUGCGAGUCGGACGCCGACGGCUGUGUUCAACGGCAACUUCACCACUGUCUCCGCAACUCAGCUUGGCGCUACCGCGAUCAAAGAUGCUCUCGAGAAGUCGAAAGUACCCGUCUCCUCAAUAGACGCCGUGUACAUGGGCAAUGUGCUCUCAGGAGGCGUUGGACAGGCGCCCGCACGUCAAGCCGCCAUCUUCGCAGGCCUCCCCACCAACAUCGAAGCCACCACCAUCAACAAAGUAUGCGCCUCCGGUCUCAAGGCCGUGAACAUUGCAGCUUCCACAAUCGAGCUCGGUCAAGCAGAAGCUCAGGUCGCCGGUGGCAUGGAGAACAUGACCCGCGUGCCAUAUUACCUCAAUCGCGCAAGCCAACAGCCAGCCUUCGGCAACCAGAAGCUGCAGGACGGCUUGAUCGCCGACGGUCUGUGGGAUGUAUACAACCAGAUCCACAUGGGCAACUGUGCGGAAAGCACAGCGAAGAAGCACGGCGUCACACGACAAGAUCAGGACGACUAUGCUAUUGAGACGUACAAGCGCGCUCAGCAGGCAUACAAGGACGGUCUGUUCAAGGAGGAGAUUGUGCCAGUCACGGUCAAGUCGAGGAAGGGCGAUGUCGUUAUUUCUGAGGAUGAGCAGUACAACAAGCUCAAGCUGGACAAGGUGUCUACUUUGAAGCCAGCGUUCGAAAAAGGUCCGGAUGGUACCGUGACGGCGGCGAACAGCUCUCCAUUGAGUGACGGCGCAUCUGCACUGGUUCUAGGUAGCAAGGAGAUUGCACAGAAAUACGGCAAGGACAGCAGAGUGUUGGCGAAAAUCAUCACCUACGCUGAUGCCGCUGUUGACCCCAUCGACUUCCCCAUCGCCCCCGCAUCCUGCGUCGAAAAACUCCUGAAACAAUCCGGCCUGAAAAAGGAAGACAUUGCUAUCUGGGAAUUCAACGAGGCCUUCGCCGCUGUCAUCAAAGCCAACGCCAAGAUCCUCGGCCUGGGAAGUGACAACGUCAACCCUCGAGGAGGCGCCAUUGCGCUGGGACACGCGCUUGGCAGCUCGGGUAGCAGAAUAUUGGUUACCCUACUGCAUCAGCUGGAGGUUGGGCAGUACGGUGCUGCGGCGAUUUGCAAUGGUGGAGGUGCGGCGUCAGGCAUUAUUGUGCAAAGGGUUAGCCCGGAUCAGCUAUGAGAUAUUGUAGACGCAAAAGUAAAAUGACACCAGGCAGUGGCAAAAUUCGUGUCCGCCCUGCACCUGCGCGAUAUGGUCUAAUAGUCUCUAGCAGUGAGCCUACAAGUCCAUAAGAGAGGCUGAAGAUACACGCUACUCUAA
Messenger RNA from Parastagonospora nodorum SN15, 1446 nucleotides. RefSeq lists its product as hypothetical. NCBI's taxonomy places the organism in Eukaryota, Fungi, Ascomycota, Dothideomycetes, Pleosporales, Phaeosphaeriaceae. Gene Ontology annotation, molecular function: acetyl-CoA C-acetyltransferase activity. Gene Ontology annotation, biological process: fatty acid beta-oxidation. The coding region runs from base 1 to 1305 and encodes 434 amino acids. The transcript has 3 exons. The record is from RefSeq and is a predicted model, not a curated record.